Messenger RNA from Momordica charantia (bitter melon), 1307 nucleotides. RefSeq names its product F-box family protein (gene FBS4). NCBI's taxonomy places the organism in Eukaryota, Viridiplantae, Streptophyta, Magnoliopsida, Cucurbitales, Cucurbitaceae. The record is from RefSeq and is a predicted model, not a curated record. Gene Ontology annotation, molecular function: protein binding.
GAAAUUCAAAUAAAGAUCAAACCCUAGCUCCUCUCUCUCGUCUCGUCCCUAUUUUCCCUCCCUCCCUCUCUUUUUUUCUUCUCUCUCUCUCUCUCCCUCGCUCUGCGAAUUUCGAGGAGUUUAUCCGAAAGUUUCUCGAUUCAGCGAUUCACAGGUUCUGUUGAUGGCUUGCUUUAAUUAUUGAUGGUGAGAGUUUAUUGGGGAAAUAGGAAACGCAUUUGGAGUUGCUGUAUCAAGUGAGGGAAGGGAUGGGGAAGGUGUUUUCGAAUGAUAGGGAUUCGAAGAAAUUGAAGAGGAGGAGACGAUCGAAGGGCUCUGGUGGGAAGUAUCUGAAGCCUGGUGCUCUAGCGCAGCUGCGGUGUAGCAAGGGCUCGGUUGCUAAAUCUUGUACUGAUCUUGGGAGGAAGAGGGUCGCUGUGUUGGAUACUGGGAAGACGAAGAGAAAUGCGGUGCCUGAGGAUAAAGUUUCUGAUAAAAGUCCUAUGAUGUUGUCGCCUGUGAAAUUGGUGAUGCAUAUAAAUCAUAUUGGAACUCCAAGAACUCCUCGGGUUGAAGCCUGUGAAUCAGAGUCGCGGCUGGAAUCUUUACCUAUGGAUCUACUGGUGAAAAUACUUUGCCAUUUACACCAUGACCAACUAAGGGCGGUUUUCCAUGUUUCUCAACGGAUCAGAAAGGCUGUUUUGCUGGCAAGACAAUUCCACUUUAAUUACACAACUCCAGAUCGAUCCAGACAGGAGAUGUUGAGAACAACCACCCCUCGACCCUCUGAACACUGGCCCUUUGUAAGCAAGGGAGAUGGCAAAGGCUUGUUGAUGCCAAGCCCUCACACUCCCAAGGCACCGAGACAUGGUCCUCGUCCGCCAUCUCGCCUCAAAGUUUCCGAGAUGAGGCAGGUUGCUGCUGUUCUCUUUCAAGAAUCAGCAUUUCCUCCGAGAUGCAUGGUUCCAUCUGUUAUAUCCAAACCUCUCUGCAAAUCCUUGGCUUCUAACCGGGUUCUGUUUUACGAGGAAGAGUUGUGCCAAGCUGUUGCUCAAAAUAAACUUCUUUGAUUUGAAGUAGUUGGCAAUUUCUCAUUGUCUCUUAUUUCUGUGUAUAGAUUUUCUCUGUCUUUUUCGCUUGUAGCUGGUUCAGCCAAUAUAGGAAUUCUUCAAAUUUUGUAGCUGUGUUGGGGCAGAUUUAGGUAUCAUGGAACUUCCUGUUCUGUUGGAAUGAGAAUGUAGCUGUGGGAAUAAUCUAUUCCGAACUGGUUACUUGUAUAGUUCUAUAUAUAUUCGAAAGAUUUGUUUUCUGCUUGUUCUGUUUUUUAA